Molecule: messenger RNA, 2718 nt
Organism: Patiria miniata (bat star)
Lineage: Eukaryota; Metazoa; Echinodermata; Asteroidea; Valvatida; Asterinidae
Product: protein KTI12 homolog
Exons: 2
Coding region: 462-1460 (332 amino acids)
Biological process (GO): T cell activation; interleukin-15-mediated signaling pathway; positive regulation of ERK1 and ERK2 cascade
Cellular component (GO): external side of plasma membrane; membrane raft
Molecular function (GO): protein tyrosine kinase binding; MHC class II protein binding
Source: RefSeq, a predicted model, not a curated record
AUGCGGACCACCGUGUAGUGGGAAAACUCGCAGGACAAAAGAAUUACAAGCAUACCUUGCAUCGAACCACGGCAAUCGCGAAGUGACGACACUCGGAGACCACGAAGCUGGAGUAGACAGAAACACCGUCUAUGCUGGUUGCCUACAAAUAUUCACCAAACUCAUGAGCAUGGACAUUUUCAUGGACGUUGUGAAGAUGAGGCGGUGGGAUGUGAUUCUUGCCAUUUGAAAUUUGUUCAGCUGAGCGUCAGUGGAGUUGGCUUUUCAAACUGCUCUAUCAACUGUCGUGAACUGGUUGUGUGUGGUUGGUACGGUACAUGUUGUACUGCAGAAACUUUACUUUGGAUUUCUGGUUGCUGGUUCGAACCCCUCGUCACGCUACUGUAUCCAUAUAGUGAGGCACUCUAGCACACAUACAACGUACCACUUAAACAGGGUUCGAUUUCAAGAUUGUUGACGUCAUGACUCCGAGUACUCUAACAUUCAUUGCAGUCGCAAUAAGUCUCACGUUUUUUGCCACGACAUCACAGUCGGCCGACUUUUUUAGCCAUCAUCCCGAAAAUGCGACCGUCGCUGCCGGAGACGAUGCAAUCUUCACCUGCCAGAUGAAGCAUCGGGUUAACUGUGAGAGUAAUAACAACACCCAUUUGUAUUGGAUUUUCAGCUGGGGUGGGAAUGGGACAUCAAAAUAUUACAUAAGCAGUUGCCGUUCAGCUCUUCCCAUACUAGGUAUAGACCCUAACAGAGUUUCUGUGUCGCUCAGCAAAAACUCAUACGUGUUGCAAAUAGUGAACGUGAGUUUGGAAAACAACGAGAAUGAAUUUUUCUGUGUGGUGUACUUUUGUGCAGAUCCGUCUUGUGGCAGCGGCACAAGACAUGUUUCCAAUCAUGCGUCUCUAACCGUUGUCACGGCAACAAUGGCCUCGUCAUCGCCUGAGUCAAAAGAGUUAACUACUUUCCCUUACGCUACGGUAACCACUGCAGGUUCAUUACUUGACACAGAAAAAUUAACUGGUGUCCCAGAGGUGUCAUUUGAACCGACUCAACAUGUGACCAAGACUGGAACAAUGCUUGUAGCUGGUACCCAGUCAAACCUUUUAGUUCUGAUCUUAGGCAGUACAUCAGGUGCAUUGGUUACCAUCAUCGUCAUCGUCAUGGUGAUAGCAUUCCUGGUUUCCCGGAGAUGGGGAGUAUGUCACCGGACGGCCAGUACACGCAGGAGGUCCGUCGACAUACAAAUGACAACGUGGGACAAUGAAGAGACUGGUAAACCGACCCUGCGCCCAGCGCGGGCAGCAGACAUUGAGUUGCCGUAUGCAGAACUUGAGUUUGAGCGAGGGGACAUGGAGGCGGGCACCGGUUUGGUUCAGGGUAGAGUACCAGUCAUGAGGCAGGAGGGUCCAACGGUCAAAUGCUCAUAUGCAAAGUUGAAAGGUUGCGUUACUGUAGCUGAAAUGUGAUUUAUCGUGACUCGAUCGGACUCGAGUCGGUCUUGAGUCCCAUUUUGCAUGACUUGGACUUGAAGCACAACUUGGCCCUGCAUGACUUGAGACUCAACCAAAAUUACCACAAAUCACUUAUUUUUUCAAUAAUAUAAAAUCUACAAAUUAUUUUGAAGACGAGCCUUUCCUGAGCAAGCUAUACAGUCAGUGCGGUGCAAAAGCAACGCAUGCACAUGAAAGUAUUGUACCUUCACGUGUACAUAUAGGCCUACCAGUGUGCUUCUGAAAAUAUGUCAAAAUAGUACUUAAAGGUGAUCUCUGUCUCGACCUUUGUGUCUCGUGACUCAGACUCGGACUCGACCUGCAUGACUCUGAACUCAAGACUUGUACUCGGGAGAGGUGACUCGGUCUCGGACUUGAAUACAAGUAUGGUGUAUACAUGGAAUAUAUGUGUAUAAGGUUUGCUAAAUUGUGUCUCUAACUUUGUGUACAUGUGUAACUUAGUUUUGUGUACCAUAUUUUGAACAUGGACAAUUGUAGUACAUGCACAUCUUUCAGUGUACAUAGCUUUUGUACAAUUGCCACUUUUAAUGUAAUAAUAUGCCUCUGCGCUUAGAUGCUUUCAAUAACAUGAUCUUAGAUGCUUUAAGUAACAUAAUCUCGACAAAUGAAAUGUAAUCAUUUGAAACUUUGCAUGGUGGUAGUAUAAUUAGUGAAGGUUUGCGGUAACACCAUGUGGAUAUCUCUUUUGGAAGGUGUGUGGUUCUGAAAGAAAAUUGCUAAUUUUGGCUCCUUUUCUGGUGGUUGAAAGUCAUUUUAAAAAUGUCUGUUUUUCUUGCCCACAUUUUUUGAUGUACUUAGCAGACAAAAUGUUCUCUUAAGAGGUAGUACUUAUAAAUGUCUUAAGCAUUUUUUUAAAUCCAAUACUGAAGUACAUAAAGUUAAAAUUGUUAGUUAAUUUAAUUUUUAUCAUACUUAUUUCCCUCCGUACCAGUACUUUUACAUUUGAUUUUAUCACAAUUUUGCAUCAGCCCCCAAGUUCUGUUUUACCACUCUUCGGUAACAUUCUGCAUUUCUUAAGAUUUUGUAAUUAUGAAACAAAUUUUUACAACUUUUGCCUAAACAUGUUAAACAUUUUGAAAUUUAAAAAUCAUUCCUAAACAUUACAUAUUUUUCCAUGAAAAUUCAAAACAGACAAUGCACUUUUCCCCAUCUUUUAAAUUUUCAAUUUUUUUUCCCAAUCUAUUUUUUUGGGGAGACUUUUCUUUACUGUUCU